This is a messenger RNA of Cucurbita pepo subsp. pepo (vegetable marrow), 1228 nucleotides long. RefSeq names its product ELMO/CED-12 family protein. NCBI's taxonomy places the organism in Eukaryota, Viridiplantae, Streptophyta, Magnoliopsida, Cucurbitales, Cucurbitaceae. The record is from RefSeq and is a predicted model, not a curated record.
ACGAAGAAGAAGAACAACCCCGAGUGCUACGGAAUAGGCUGUUUGAUAGGAGCUUGAUUGGUUUCAAUGCCUGAGGCAGACAAACACAGAUCAAACCCAAGAAAUGUCACUCAUUUUCUUCCCCCAAAUCCAAUCUUCUUCCUCUUCUUCUCUGGUUCCUAUUGUUUCCCCUUCAAACCCCUUCUUCCCGUGGUGCCCACCGCCCGAACCCACAUACCAGGACGGUCAAGGUUACCACCGCCGCCGCCGCCUCUCUGCACCGCCCACUUGUUCCCUCAGAUGCCAUAGCGAGUUGAUGAAGAUGAAAUAUAUUGGAGACAGAGAAGGGGUGACGAAGAGUUAGAAUGGUCACAUCGUUCCACCCCUGUAAUUUUACAGCUAGCUCAAUGUUUUAUGUCACCCUGUUGUUUACAAAUUAGCUUGUGGUAAAUGUAGCUAAUGCUAUGGUUGGACCACGAACAUGGAUUGGAGGACUUUUCAAUCGCUCAGGCAACAGAAAGAAUGAUAAGUUUGUUCAGUACCCGUUGAAUCCUCUUCAGGAGGAAAGGUUUCAAAGGCUACAAGACCGAAUUCCCAUACCUUUUGAUGAGACACAACUUGAACAUCAAGAAGCCCUGAAAGCAUUGUGGGAUGCUGCCUUUCCAAAUAUUGAGCUUAAAGGGAUGGUAUCUGAGCAAUGGAAAGACAUGGGUUGGCAAGGACCUAAUCCAUCCACUGACUUUAGGGGUUGCGGUCUCAUUUCGCUCGAAAAUUUGCUGUUUUUCUCCAGGACGUUUCCGGCAUCUUUCCGUAGGUUAUUACUGAAGGAAGGUGGUAAUCGAGCAACUUGGGAAUAUCCGUUUGCUGUUGCUGGCAUAAACAUUUCAUUUAUGUUGAUACAAAUGUUGGAUUUAAACUCAGAAAGACCAAGGUGCCUUCCAGGACUCAAUUUUGUGAGACUAUUAGGAGAAAACGAAGAAGCAUUCGACAUACUAUAUUGCGUAGCGUUCAAAAUGAUGGAUGCUCGGUGGGUUGCGAUGCAUGCUUCGUACAUGGAGUUCAAUGACGUGCUGCAAGAAACCAGAGGGCAGCUGGAAAGAGAGCUAUCUCUGGAUGAUGUUCACACGAUAGAAGAUCUACCAUCUUAUAAUCUCUUAUAUCUCUCUAACUUAUCUUUUACGUCUCUCUCUACUAACGUUUCGUAGGGAUUGUUAUUAUUCUUUUUUGAAUCCAUAAAUACAAGCCUUAG